Messenger RNA from Anneissia japonica, 1655 nucleotides. Its product is annotated as glutaredoxin-related protein 5, mitochondrial-like. Lineage: Eukaryota; Metazoa; Echinodermata; Crinoidea; Comatulida; Comatulidae. The transcript is spliced from 2 exons. The record is from RefSeq and is a predicted model, not a curated record. Bases 77 to 511 code for a protein of 144 amino acids.
AACCUAGGCCAAGGUCAAAGUUUAUUAAGACAUCACCGAUCAUAUCUCGUUCUUUUUAGUGAGAAGUUGAUAUAAAAUGAACUCAAUUUUUCGAUUAUCUCCUCUCCUGAGGCAGUCUUUACCACGCUUGUCAUUAUUUAGAUAUUUAUCGGCCAAUGCAGGUUCAAAAGAAAACAUAGAAUCGUUAAUAAAAGACGACAAAGUGGUGGUUUUUAUGAAGGGACACCAAGAAGAACCGAUGUGUGGGUUUAGCAAUGCAGUGGUACAGAUACUACGAAUGCACAAUGUUAAAUUUAGUAGUCAUAAUGUUUUGGAUGAUGAUGAUUUACGGCAAGGAAUCAAGGAAUACUCUGAGUGGCCCACAAUCCCACAGGUGUUCAUGGACGGGGAGUUUGUCGGAGGAUGUGACAUCAUGCUUCAAAUGCAUCAAAGUGGAGAUUUAAUAGAAGAACUGAAGAAGAUUGGUAUUAGAUCGGCUUUACUUGACCAAGAAAAUGAUGCCAAGAAAUAGCACGAAAUGAAGAAUAGUUAACAAUAGACUUCUUUCAGACCAGAUGUCAGGAUUAUUCAACAAAGUUAUCAGCAAUUUGAAUUUGACAACUUGACUAUUCUUCAAUUGAAUAUUUUAUACAGAAACACCUUUAAAAAAGUUCAUAAUGGGCAUUAGGGGGCUUUCAAUUCGUUCGACGAAGCAACGCUAGAACGGAAUCACAAAUGUGUGACCGUCCUAUCAGGGUCCUACGUUCUCUACGUACGUAGAUUUGGCCAAAUUGCGUCCUAGAAUCCACACAACGAGAACCUAACGUUCUCACAUGCGCAGAUGACUUAGUGACGUCAUUACGUUCUACGUCCUACCGUCAUCGUGCAAUCGAAUGCUUCCUGUUAACAGGCCGGUAUUACGUUAAUGCUCUGUCCACACUAUCAUAUUUUCUUAGACAAAAAAUUGUUGUAUGCCCAUAUAUAGUCAUGAUGUGCCUAUAUAUGGUCAUGAUGUGAUGUCAUCAUGACCAUAUUUAGGCAUAUGUCACUUGUUUUUGUCAAAUGAACUUCGAUAGUCUAGACUGGGCUUUAAACUUUUUUGUUGGUUUGAUGUUUGAGUUUACAAAUAAAAAAUAAAUAUAUAUAUAUAUAUAAACACUAUAUAUAUAAAAACAAAAAAAAAACCCUAAGAAAUAUAUUAUCAGAUGAAAGUAACAAAUCAAAACACUGUAUGGUCAUGCUGUACCAAUCAAGUUGCAGAAUCUUCAAAAUGCUGAAGGCAGCAACUUAAUGAUGAAGAAUUAAAAAAAAUGGUGCACCCACAAGCUUUAUUAUUACUGAUAGGCCUAUUCAAUGUUUUUAUAAUUGGUAUACAGUAUUUAAAUUAUAGUGAUUUGGUUAUGCAAAAAGAAUGUUUACCGUUAUAUAGUUCUUGUGUAGAAUAGUGGGAAAUAAUGUUAUAUGAAAUAUCUGCUGUCAAUUGUCACAAAAACUAUGUUGAAAUACUAUAAUUAAUCAUACACCUUUAUUAUAGUUAGAUUAUUACUGUAUAGGCUUAUUCCAAUGUUGUUUUAUAUUAGUAUUUUUAUAUUUACAGAAUAAUCAUUUUGUAAUGUAAACAGAAUGUUUAAAAUUGUUUUGAAGUUGUGGGUAAUAAAUUCUAAAUAGAAAUUCUA